This is a messenger RNA of Colletotrichum fioriniae, 816 nucleotides long. RefSeq lists its product as uncharacterized. The record is from RefSeq and is a predicted model, not a curated record. NCBI's taxonomy places the organism in Eukaryota, Fungi, Ascomycota, Sordariomycetes, Glomerellales, Glomerellaceae.
AUGUCGACAACUACCACAACUUCCACCUUCACUGCUCCUCACACACAACAACCCCUCCGCCUUGCCGUCCAAAAGAAGAAGAUGAGCAUCACCCAGACUUACUACCUCGCCCACAAGGCCCGGGCCAAGCUCUCCUCUGAGGCUGCCCGCGCUGACCACGACCUCCGCCUUCUCGUCGGCCACGCCAAUCUCCUCGACUCCCUCAUGCUUGAGCUCGCCGAUGCCGAGCGGGAACAAGAGAGCUGGUUCAACCAGUCCGUCCGCGGUGCCACCAAGACCGAGUCCGCUCCCGCUGCCACCAAGGACCGUCACAUCCAAUGGGCCGACUCCAUCGCCGAGGACUCGGAGGACCUCUACGAGGAUGACUCCUCCGACUCGGACGACUCUUCCGUCUCCUCUGACGACGACUACGAGGAGGAUGAUAUUGAGAUGGCCGACACCGUCUCCCUCCGCCGCAUGCCCUCCGCCGCCCCCGCUUCUCCGAGAACAUCUACCAUCGAGGUCUCGGAAGACUACGACAUGGAGGAGGACGACCUCGAGGAGGAUUACGCACAGCUCGAGCUCGUCCGCACACCAUCCCACUCCAGCUCCAGCUCACCACCAGAGCUCGAGCACGAGCACGACUCUGACAUCUCAGACGACGAGUCGAUGCCCCCAUCACCGCCAAACGCAGUGCUCACCUUCAACGAGAAGGAGGCCAAGGAAGAGAUCUCUCAACAACAAUCACAACAGGGCGACGGCACCUUCUACUCUGAAGGCUACUACCUGCCGGCCCGCAACCCAGCAAGGCUCGUGUCUGCCAUCUCAGUGUACUAA